Messenger RNA from Beta vulgaris subsp. vulgaris (sugar beet), 4590 nucleotides. RefSeq names its product ATPase family AAA domain-containing protein FIGL1. Gene Ontology annotation, molecular function: ATP binding; ATP hydrolysis activity. NCBI's taxonomy places the organism in Eukaryota, Viridiplantae, Streptophyta, Magnoliopsida, Caryophyllales, Amaranthaceae. Bases 73 to 2055 code for a protein of 660 amino acids. The record is from RefSeq and is a predicted model, not a curated record. The transcript is spliced from 14 exons.
AAAACGAGAAGCUCAACAUUCAUCUUUCUCUCUCUAUCUCCAAAUUACAGUAAGCUUCAAACAGCUGCGAAAAUGGCGAAAGAAGAAGAGAGAGAAGAAAACCAGCAAAAUUGGAGGAAAGAAGUUGAUAACAACAUCAAACAUCUCCAAUCUCUUGUUUUUGGCGCCGAUAUUGCUUUAGAAAAACGCGAUUUCUCUUCCGCAAAACUCCUCAGUCUUCGUCUUCUCGGAUUCCUCGAAUCUCGCUCUCAAAACGAUGUCGACGCUUCCUUUCUUCAUCCUAUUCGUCGCGAUGCCAUGUCCAAGCUUGCUGUUGCUCGCCGUGAACUUACUCCUGAUUCUGACCGCCAAGCAUUCGAAGCAGCAGGCAUACCUCCUGGCAAAAUUUUCUCCAUGAACGCAGACAUUGACAAGAUCAAGCAGUCAAAAUAUUUUUGUGCCCUUAUCCAGCAGUCUUCCAAAGGGAAUAGCAAUGAAUUUGGAGACCGAGAAGACAGGCAUGGCAGAAUGACUAGGAAGACUGCCAGAUCCUCUGGUGAGGCUGACUUGUCGUCUCCGCAGGGGAACAACAUGAUGGCUACAAAUAAAGUUGGUGAAAAAGGCUCUUUGAUACCCAAGAAUAAUGGAGUUGAUGACUGUAUCAUGUUAGAAAAGGCAUGUGCAGCAAACAACCGUCCCAAAGGGUAUUCUGUGUUUGCGCAUGCUGAAGAAGAAGAAAGAACACUUGGAAACAAUUUGGGAGUAAAGCGUCCGCAUCUGGAAACAAGGAGUCCCAGAAAUGAACGCAUCCAGUCACCUCUGAGCAACCAGGAAAACAGAGAUCCCCCUGGGAAUGCAUUUGUUACUGCUAGAACAAAAUUGGAAAUGGAAGUAAAGCAAAAGAGAGGAUUGGGGAAUUCACCAAAUUGUUCUGUCUCUCCCCAUAGCGAUUACAAUUCCAGCACUCGAGGUUAUGGUGGAAAAUCAUAUGGUGUAUCACGACGUGGAGUCCGUGGUAAUUUUAUUCCUCCAAUAAGAUCCAAUGGUAGCAAUACUGGAAACUUGACAGCAAGAACGGGUGGCAAGGGUGAUGAUGCCGUGGAGGACUCGACCAGAAAAUGUUUGGAAAUGUUGUGUGGUCCCGAUGGGGAGCUACCGGAGAAGCUCAGAAAUUUGGAGCCUCGUCUUAUUGAACAUGUUAGCAACGAGAUCAUGGAUCGAGAUCCCAAUGUUCGCUGGGAUGACAUUGCUGGUUUAGAGCAUGCCAAGAAAUGUGUGACGGAGAUGGUGGUUUGGCCUCUAUUGCGUCCUGACAUUUUCAAAGGAUGUCGUGCUCCAGGAAGGGGUCUUCUGCUCUUCGGUCCACCUGGAACUGGCAAGACGAUGAUAGGGAAGGCAAUAGCUGGAGAGGCUAAAGCGACAUUUUUCUACAUAUCUGCCAGUUCACUGACUAGCAAGUGGAUUGGGGAGGGUGAAAAGCUCGUGAGGGCUCUUUUUGGAGUUGCCAGUUGCCGUCAACCAGCUGUAAUAUUUGUUGAUGAAAUAGAUUCCCUUCUGUCACAGCGCAAAUCAGAAGGUGAGCAUGAAGCAAGUAGGAGACUGAAGACACAGUUCCUCAUUGAGAUGGAAGGCUUUGACUGUGGAACUGAACAGAUUCUGCUAAUAGGAGCUACCAAUAGGCCCCAGGAACUUGACGAAGCUGCAAGGAGGCGACUUACAAAACGACUGUACAUCCCACUCCCUUCAGCAGAAGCAAGAGCCUGGAUCACACGAAAUCUUCUGGACAAAGAUGGGCUGUUUAGACUCUCAAAGGAUGAUAUGGACAUAAUCUGCAAAUUGACCGAAGGCUAUUCUGGAUCGGACAUGAAAAAUCUCGUAAAGGACGCUUCCAUGGGUCCUCUUAGAGAUGCAUUAAGGCAGGGCAUAGAAAUUACAAAGCUGAACAAGGAGGACAUGAGGCCGGUGAUUCUCCAGGAUUUCAAAGAUGCAUUGCAGGAGGUGAGGCCUUCAGUUUCACCUAAUGAGCUUGGUAUAUAUGAAAACUGGAACAAACAGUUCGGAAGCUUGGCACUGUAGUACGACAAGCAGCUCCGUUCCUUUAACGAAACGCAGUAUGGCAUCUUCAUAUCUAUGUACUCCAUCAUGCAGAGUCUUGAGGAUAAAUCAGUGGUUAGACAAACAGAUUUAGCAAGUAGCUGAUAUUAGAAGAUUGGAAAAGAAAGAAGGUUUGAGAAGAUGGGCAGUUAAGUUUCUUGAGAAUUAGUUGAUAUAUUGGGGGCCAAAGUUUGGAAUUUAGAUUCGAGUAUGGAUUAUGGAGUGCUGUAAAAAAGAAGAAGAGGAUUAUGGAGUAUCAGACAUCUAGUGGUAUGACUUAGAAUAACACAUUCUUGUUUAUCCCAAAAAAAAAAAUGGUAAGAAACUCCGCGUUAAUCUCUUUUCUAAAAUUUGCAACAAUCUAACUUCUUCUUUUGUUAUUUACAUCCUUUGCUUUGUCAUAUAUAAAAACACAUAUAUGUAUUAGCAAACUUGGUAGUCAAAUUGGUGCAAUUUUUUAAAAAACAGAAGUAUUGUAAUUUAAAUUAUGUUUAAUGAUGUUAGUUGUUUUGCCCCCUUCAUGACUUCUCAUGUUGGGGUUGUGUACUGCAAGAAGGUACAUUUUACCGGACUUAACCUCUUGACUUGCUAGUUAGACACUUGAUAUGCUAUAAUAACACGAGUUAUACACAAAUACACAAUACAUAUUAUAAUACUAUUUAGGUUGUUUUACAUAAUAACAUAGAUCGUAUGAUAUUACGCAAAUUAUAAGUUGCACACAAUAGGAGGUUGCGCCUAAGGAUAAGAGUUAGCUCAAGUGGGUAGAGCGCUCUCCCUUGGUCCCUGAGGUCAGGGGUUCGAUCCUUACUCCUAGCAUUAUGUGGGGGUAUUUCCGUUGCAUGUUAUGCAUGUCUUACCAGUCAAUGUGUUGGUGUUUCCUAUUAAUUUCCUAAUCAAAAUAAAAAAUAAAUAGGAGGUUGCGCCUUAUCGUUCUUAUCUUGGUGUCAUUGACUUUAUCAUUUAUCUUUUCCUUUUGAUAUUAGAAUUGAUUGUCAAUUGCUCAUGGAGUGGUUUAUGCUCCCUACCUUCCGACAAUAUUGUCAUAUAUUCCAAAUUAGUUCAUACAUGUCUUUUUUUUAGAAUAUUUCCUUCGUGUUCAUCCUAAUGUAAAUAUUUUAUUUGUAUUUUUAUAUAAAGUUGGACCCCACAUCCAUCUACUCACUUUUUUCUCUCUACUUUUUUACUUCACUAUUUCUUUUUUUUACAAAAGCUAAGGCAUAAAUAAAUUGGAGAAUGCAACUAACAAAUAUAAGAUCGAAAGUUAGUUAUAAAAUAAGUAAUGCCAUGUCCUGUUAUACUGAGGAUCGGGAAUGCUCAUUUCAUACCUGCUUCUCAUUCUCAUGCUCACCAGCUUUCCUUUUCGAUGUUGAAGCGGUUUCCUCCGAUCUGUAAGAAAAAGUACACCCUCCUCUGUCUAAUUCUGUUCGGAUGGGAUCAAAUGAAGUCAAUUGUCUGUUUGUGACGAUACUGGAUUAUUGGGGUCAUGCGAAAGCGCUAAUUAUACGCUUAUAUGCGGCACUUUCCCUUAUCACUAGUCUCGGUAUUGACUAAAAUGAACUCGUACUGCCAUCUUAUUUUUUAACUUUUGUAAUUAAAUUGGCACGAGGCUGUGUCACUUACCAACAAAAACAACUUUACAAAUUACAAGUGAAUAUCCCCCCUCGAACAUUUGGAUUCUUUAGAGUUCUAAAAAAAAUCUAUAACAUAGCGUUAAACAAUAUGAAUCAUUGAAUAAAAAAUUAAGAGAACGUAUUGUGUCGGACUCGUCCGACCAUAAUCUUUGGUCGGACGACUUUCAGGUGGUUCCAAUUUUUUUUCAGUUAGUUUUAAUUUUUUUCAGGUAGUCUUCAUUUUUUUUUCAGGUAGUUUUCAUUUUUUUUCAGGUAGUCUUCAUUUUGUUUUCAGUUAGUCUUCUUUUUUUUUCAAUUGGUUUUUGUAUUCAGUUAGACUUACUUUGGAUUUCAGUUGGUUUAUUCUUUUUCAGGUAGUCUUCAUUUUUUUUUAGGUAGUCUUCAUUCUUUUUCAUGUAGUCUUCAUUUUUUUUUCAGGUAGUCCAACUAAAAAAAACAAAGUCCAAAUGAAAGAAAACAAAGUCCAACUGAAAGAAAAUAAAGUCCAACUGAAAGAAAACAAAGUCCAACUGAAAAGAAAAUAAAACACUAACCUCUGCUUUCUCUCACUUUCUCCUUCUUCUUCAUUCCUCUUAUGCCAGCUUAACAAAAUUGUACGUACAAGUAACCCACUGUAUAUUAUUUUCGUUGCAAGUUUGCAAUAGAAGACUUAGAAGUUUUGGUGCAAGCUGCACCUUACAGCAAAACGAUGAUGAUGAAUGAUGAUGUUUCAGGAUUCUCUCUCUUAACAAACCCAAAUCUCUGUCUUCUUCUCCUUUCUCUCUCCUCUCUUCUUCUUCUUCUUUCUUCGCUCGAUCUUUGUUCACCUCUACCAUGGAUGACCUUACUGCUGAUUCUACCAUGGAUGCUGUUCAAAGACGACUUAUGUUUGAAGAUGACCUUACUG